AUGCCGUCGGUGCUCAACGCCAUUGAAUACGUUCUGUUCGGAGUUCUGGUCGUGGGAAAUUUUUGUCUCGGCCUUUACUUCUCCUUCCGCCAACAUGGGCGACACGUCGGUCCAACUUCCGCCGUGCUGGAAGUGUUCCUCGGAAGCAGGACCCUCAUGAUGCUUCCCCUGGCCGCUUCAACAGUGGCCUCCAUCCUUUCCUCAACGGGGCUCGUCGCUAUUCCUGCGCACUAUUACGCCUACGGUUGGCACCUCAUGUGGGCGUGCAUAGCACCGCUAUUUCUUUUCCCACUGGCAACGCAAGUGUUUGUGCCUGUAAUCUACCGCCUCGAAGUGACGUCGAUCUUUGAGUACAUCCGUCUGCGAUUCAACAGCACAAUAUCAAUGAGCGCAUGUGCCAUUUACAUCAUUCUGACGCAAAGCGUCGGCGCUAUCGCUAUAUUCGCAGCGUCCUUGGCAAUUCAAACAGUGUUCCAUACACCUCUCCUGUGGUGCAACGUAGCGAUCGGAUUAUCAGGAACUGUGUACACAGCACUGUUCUUGAUAAUACUUUGCGCCCCAGCAACCAUCGUCGCUAAGGUUAUAUAUGACUCCAUGUCACCAAACUCCGUGAUUCAUCCUCCCAAUGACCUGGACAUCUCCAAGUACAUUGCAAAGUAA
This is a messenger RNA of Rhipicephalus sanguineus (brown dog tick), 660 nucleotides long. Its product is annotated as sodium-dependent multivitamin transporter-like. Gene Ontology annotation, biological process: sodium ion transport; transmembrane transport. The transcript has 5 exons. Gene Ontology annotation, molecular function: symporter activity. Gene Ontology annotation, cellular component: membrane. The record is from RefSeq and is a predicted model, not a curated record. Lineage: Eukaryota; Metazoa; Arthropoda; Arachnida; Ixodida; Ixodidae. The coding region runs from base 1 to 660 and encodes 219 amino acids.